Molecule: messenger RNA, 2516 nt
Organism: Varroa destructor (honeybee mite)
Lineage: Eukaryota; Metazoa; Arthropoda; Arachnida; Mesostigmata; Varroidae
Gene: MESR3
Product: misexpression suppressor of ras 3
Biological process (GO): regulation of transcription by RNA polymerase II
Molecular function (GO): DNA-binding transcription factor activity
Source: RefSeq, a predicted model, not a curated record
CAUAAACCCAACCCAAUAAUAUACGAGCUAUAGUAGUGCACCGUCGAUACAAACGAUAGCAUACGAAACAGUCUCAAAUGGCGCGACGAUUACGAAAUAAUGGAUUCUACCGCGAUCACCGUAACGAACAUGUUUCAGGUAUUGAAUAGCAUUACUACGAAUGAAAUACGACGAAAGUGCUCACCAUAGCGCUCGUUCAACCUGUAAACAGUUUGCCUGAGGAAGAGCAGUCGACUUAGUGGCUUUUGUCUGCGCGACGGCGGCGUCUAAGUUACGAUAUGGAACAAUUACGAAUCGUCAUAGGACGAUAACAUAUAGAUAUGUUCACUUCAGUCUGCACGCUGCAUAAUGGCAGCUCCUCAUAGCUUAUUGGAGGGUCGUACUUAUGGUUUUCGUUUGCUGUUUUAAGGAAUAUCAGUCUAAUAGUUGAGUUUGCUUCUGGAGGAUUGCGGGAUUGAUUAUUUGUUGAACUUAACAAUGUUCAUGCGAUCGGCAAUUAGGGGCCGUUAGGACAGCGAGCGAAGUGUGUGCCGCACAUCGAGAUACGGGAUCGAUUUCAGCGGAACGUCGGUAGCGACAGACGCAAAGGUUCCGCAGUACAUAGGUCAUGGCUGCAGUAAUGAUAGAAACAAGCUCAGAGCAAAAAUAGUUGCUUUCUACGUAAGCGAUUUAAUAAGACAGUUAGACUAGAGAGAGGAACUAGAAUCCGAUUCGGACCGUUUUAACUAUCGAAGCUGACUAGAACUGAGCUAGGGGGCGGCUUGAUACAUAGCGAGACGUGCAUAUCGCAUAGCAGUAUGAUGUAAGAAACGUUCCUUUCAUACCUUCGUGGUAAAUCGAUAUUUUGAAUCUACUGGUGUCUAAGAUAUGGGAAAAUGAAUGCCUUCAAGCCAGCCGAGUAAGCGUAUACCUUGCAUGAACACACGGCUCAAUUUUUUCGUGACCAUUUUGUCUUGUCUUCCUUUUAGCGUGUGUGCUCCACAGUGCCCAGAAUUACUCAAUGUCAAAAUCGUGAUUCGUUACUUUUGCUGCUCUGUACGCAUCGAAUCGCCAUUGAUUGUGAAUUAACACAGACAUCAACGGGCAGAAACGCAGGGCGAAGACAAACCUUUUUCUUUCUUACCGGCCUUGCAGUUAACAACAAGCUGUAGCAGGUAAAAGUCGUCGUUCGGCCGACUGUCAUAAGUAUUAUUUAUUCAAAGCCGAUCUAAGUCAUCUGUCACUCCUCUAAGGUAAACCCUACACUGAAUGGAGGGUUACCAUGAGUCACGCCCGCAGCAGCUACGGUACGCUAGACUCAGCGUCACAUCAGAAGGCGUCACAGCGGUUAUUGAGGAGCUCGUAAUGAUAGCACCCAUCGAAUGAGUUUGGUGUACACCAAUAUCCAGGGAUAGGAGUGCACAAUGUAUCAUCGUGCGGUAGCCUAUGAACAGCGCCUUCCGGUGGAGACGCUGUACUGCACAUCCGAUAUCGUACGAGGUUCAAUGGCUUACAACGACAACACGCAUGAGCAUAGCCACGCGGCGUCCCCGGACACCGACGUGGCUGAAGGGCGUCUCAGCGAUUUUGAACUUGAGCAGAUUGAACACUGUUACCGCAGCCAGAAAACAUCUGUGUAUGUUGCUUCCUGUCUCGCCAAUCUGUAUUUUACCCGCACCGAUCAACAGGGUAAUCCUGUAACGUGGGAGCUUAGCUCCUGCGGAGUGCCUGUCCUAAUCCUUGACAAAGGCGAAAGUCGAGCACGAACUAUUCGCCAGCUUCAGAUUGUCCUUGCUGAGAAAGGCACAGGUUUCGCACUGUGGAGAGACAAAAUCGACAACUUGUCGCUAUACAAAUGUCCUGGUGAGGAAGCCUCUUUUCAGACAAUGUACCUUUCAUACGAUCACAGAGAAAUGAUCGGACUCAGUUUCGACCUCGAGGAAGCCGCACAAGAGUUCUACGAGACUGUGUCGGAUCUGUGCGCAGACCCGAAAAACAUCAGUCUCUCAAUGCCAAAACUGUCUAAGAAAAAAAGUAAAUCGAAAGGCAAGAAGGCUACGAAGGCUUCUAUAAAGCGACGUGUGACGAAAUCAGAGAUCUCAAGUCCCAUAUGCUUUCAGCACGUCACGUCGGUCGACGUUAUGGACCGCGAGAAGCUUAACUCUCUCUGUUCGCUUGUACAUACACUGAGUCUCGAUGUCAGCUCGGUGGAAAGCGCGAGUACAUCAGGCACAUCGAGUUCUAAUUCCAUCACGUCUAGCCAUCUUUAAUCAGAAGAGCAUAUGUAAUGGAAACAUUUAGAAUAAGACGCAUUUUGUUGACGAUGGCAUCCAUUGAUGAGAUGCACAAACAAAAACCUGAGGAGUACAGAAGAGUUCGAUGGAAUUUCGUCGGUUGUCCGCUGUGUUAUAGAAAAGUUCUGUAUAUAUUGCCUAAGACGCUAAUCGCCUGGCUUCAGGGUGUUUCGCUGUAUAUAGCUAUCUGUGAGUCGUACAUUUGUCUAUGGCCAUAAAUAAAGCUUUUAUGUUAAUGUAUAA